Messenger RNA from Poecile atricapillus (Black-capped chickadee), 2805 nucleotides. RefSeq names its product solute carrier family 20 member 2 (gene SLC20A2). The record is from RefSeq and is a predicted model, not a curated record. The coding region runs from base 564 to 2522 and encodes 652 amino acids. Gene Ontology annotation, biological process: phosphate ion transmembrane transport. Gene Ontology annotation, molecular function: phosphate transmembrane transporter activity. The transcript is spliced from 13 exons. Gene Ontology annotation, cellular component: membrane. Lineage: Eukaryota; Metazoa; Chordata; Aves; Passeriformes; Paridae.
CGGCUCCCGCUGCCGCCGCCGCCGCCGGUGCUGCCGCCGCUGCUGCUCGGAGGCCGGAGGCGCCCGCCGGGCGUGCCCACCCCCAGCAGAAUUCUUUGCUUAAGAGGAGGCAGAUUUUCACCUACUGAAUAAGAAUCUGGACUCACAUUGAUGCUUCUCAGUGUUGUCUUGUGUGCUCUCCUGUGCCGGAGUGAAUUUUAUCCCCGGACUGCCUGGUACUUCAACCUGUAUUUCCAGUCAGAAGGGAGGGUUGCUAGAAGACUUAGCUCCUUUUUCUCUUGAAACAACUUUUAAGUACUGGGACAGAACAUCGCAGUCCUACCGGUUUGGAAGCAAAAUAUGGAAUGUGUUUCACUGCUGACCGAAGGCAGCCAAAUGAACAGUAUUUAUAGUAGUUCGAAAAUCAGCAGUUAGCAGUUUCUUCACAUUCUAACACUACCCAGCACUUUCCAGAGAGAACUCAUUGUUUACAAGAAAUCUGCUUUCCAAAUCCGUUGCGGUGCCCUCCAGCCUUGACUAUUAACUAUUUGCAAAGGGGAAGCUGAUCUACAGUUUGGGGAAAGAUGGCACUGGAUGAGUACCUGUGGAUGGUCAUUGUGGGUUUUAUCAUUGCUUUCAUUUUAGCUUUUUCGGUUGGUGCGAAUGAUGUUGCAAAUUCUUUCGGAACGGCUGUGGGCUCUGGUGUUGUUACUUUACGCCAGGCUUGCAUUUUGGCUUCAGUUUUUGAAACCACUGGCUCAGUACUACUGGGAGCAAAAGUAGGAGAAACAAUUCGGAAAGGUAUCAUUGAUGUUAACCUGUACAACAACACUGUCCCACUGCUGAUGGCAGGAGAAGUGAGUGCAAUGGUUGGUUCUGCUGUUUGGCAGCUAAUUGCAUCGUUCUUGAAACUCCCAAUAUCAGGGACCCAUUGCAUUGUAGGUGCUACGAUUGGAUUUUCUCUGGUGGCAAUUGGCACGCAGGGUGUCCAGUGGAUGCAGCUUGUUAAGAUUGUUGCCUCUUGGUUUAUUUCCCCACUGUUAUCUGGCUUGAUGUCUGGAAUCCUCUUUGUGCUGAUCAGAUUCUUCAUUUUAAACAAGGAAGACCCUGUGCCCAAUGGUCUCCGCGCGCUCCCGGUGUUCUAUGCUGCUACCAUCGCUAUUAAUGUGUUUUCCAUCAUGUACACUGGGGCACCAGUACUGGGACUGAUACUGCCAAUGUGGGCCAUUGCUCUAAUAUCAGUUGGUGUGUCCUUAGUAUUUGCUGUCUUAGUCUGGAUUUUUGUGUGUCCCUGGAUGAAGAGAAAAAUAGAAAGCCGGUUAAAGAAAGAUGCUGCACUGUCAAGGAUAUCAGAUGAAAGUCUUGAUAAAAUUCAGGAUGAAGAAACACCAGUCUUUAAAGAACUUCCUGGUGCCAAAGCAUCUGAUGAGAGCACGAUUCCCCUUACUGGCUCAGUUACAGAAGCUGCUGGGGCAUCAGAUAAUAUUGCAAAUGGAAACCAUCCACGUGUACCAUACGGAAGGGCAUUUUCGGUGACGCACACCUCGGUGAAAUCACCUGUUUCCAAUGGCACCUUCAGCUUCGAUGGCCACGUGAGGAGCGAUGGCCACGUUUAUCACACUGUGCACAAGGACUCAGGUUUAUACAAAGACUUGCUCCACAAAAUACACCUGGACAGGGCCAAUGAUGAGAGGCCCACUGCAGAAAACAACUACAAACUCUUACGGCGCAACAACAGCUACACUUGUUACACUGCUGCUAUUUGUGGCAUGCCUGUGCAUUCCUCCUUUAAGGCAGCGGACACAUCUACUCCAGAAGACAGUGAGAAGUUGGUGGGAGACACUGUUUCCUACUCCAAGAAGCGAGUCCGCUACGACAGCUACUCCAGCUAUUGCAACGCAGUGGCUGAGGCAGAGAUUGAGGCGGAGGAAGGUGGGGUGGAAAUGAAGUUGGCCUCUGAACUCGCAGAUCCUAACCGGCCCCCCGUUGAUCCUGUGGAAGAGGAUAAGGAGGAGAAAGACACCUCUCAGGUCCAUCUACUUUUCCACUUCCUCCAGAUCUUAACAGCCUGCUUUGGAUCCUUUGCCCACGGAGGCAAUGAUGUCAGCAAUGCCAUCGGUCCCCUCGUCGCGCUCUGGCUUAUCUACGAGCAAGGUGCCGUAAUGCAGGAAGCAUCGACUCCCAUCUGGCUGCUGUUCUAUGGAGGUGUUGGGAUCUGUGUGGGUCUCUGGGUCUGGGGAAGAAGAGUUAUCCAGACUAUGGGUAAAGACCUCACUCCAAUCACACCAUCAAGUGGAUUCACUAUUGAGUUGGCUUCGGCGUUCACAGUUGUGGUAGCUUCCAAUGUUGGACUUCCUGUCAGUACUACACACUGCAAGGUUGGCUCCGUGGUGGCCGUCGGCUGGAUCCGCUCCAAGAAAGCCGUCGACUGGCGCCUCUUCCGCAACAUCUUCCUGGCGUGGUUUGUGACUGUGCCGGUGGCCGGCUUGUUCAGCGCCGGCGUGAUGGCACUGCUGAUGUACGGGAUCCUGCCUUACAUCUGAGGAGCUUCCUCUGCUGGGAAAAGGGGAAAUGGCCAAGCUACUACCGAUGGGAGAAGCGUUCCCGUGAAAGAAGCAGUCAGAGAGGAUCCAUCUUCCAUACCUAACUUCUUAUCUACUGUACAUAACAAUGUGUCAUAUUGGUGACAUGGUGAUGUGGUGCCAUUUCUUAUAUAUUAAAGAAAUAUAUAUGCAUAUAGUAGGUAACAAUACCUAAGUUAUAUCAUCAGUGGGGUGAAAAUAAUUGCCUAGAACUUAAUAUUUAGUAAAAUUUGUACAUAGUGUA